This is a messenger RNA of Penaeus monodon (black tiger shrimp), 752 nucleotides long. RefSeq names its product cuticle protein 16.5-like. The transcript has 2 exons. The record is from RefSeq and is a predicted model, not a curated record. Lineage: Eukaryota; Metazoa; Arthropoda; Malacostraca; Decapoda; Penaeidae. The coding region runs from base 170 to 649 and encodes 159 amino acids. Gene Ontology annotation, cellular component: extracellular matrix.
GCUUAAAAGGGCCCCCUUGAACCUAUCUUACUCUGUCCCUGCCCCUGCUUAUAAGGCCCCUGAACCUACUUACUCUGCCCCUGCCCCUGCUUAUAAGGCCCCUGAACCUACUUACUCUGCCCCUGCCCCUGCUUACAAAGCAGCAGCAGUGACCUAUUCUGAGGCUGGGAUGCCCUUCAACUUUGCGUAUGACGUGAGGGACGAAUACACUGGCAAUGACUACGCCCACAAGGCGGACUCCGACGGCGCCGUCGUGAACGGCGAGUACCGCGUCCUCCUUCCCGACGGCCGGACGCAGAUUGUUACCUACACAGCUGACCACGUGGCUGGGUAUCUGGCUGAAGUAGCCUACGAGGGCGAGGCUCGCUAUCCCGAAACCAGGCCGUACCAGCCUUACAGUGCUCCUGCCCUUGCGUACACGGCACCUGUUCCUGAUUAUGAGGCCCCUGCCUCUGCAUAUGAGGCCCCUGCCCCAGCGUACAAGGCGCCUGCCCCGGCAUAUGAGGCCCCUGCCCCUGCGUACAAGGCACCUGCCCCUGCAUAUGAGGCACCUGCCCCUGCGUACAAGGCACCUGCACCUGCAUACGAGGCCCCUUUGCUUUCAUACGAAACACCUGGACCUAGCUAUGGAUUGCCCGAACAUCUUUGAACAUAUAAAUCUUAGUUUUUGCUGUCUGCCAAAAGACAUUAUUUAUUUAUUUAUUUAGCACAUGUAGUAUUGCAAUAUGUAAUAAAGGUGAAAUAUUUUUUCA